Penaeus indicus is the source of this 940-nucleotide messenger RNA. RefSeq lists its product as uncharacterized. Lineage: Eukaryota; Metazoa; Arthropoda; Malacostraca; Decapoda; Penaeidae. Gene Ontology annotation, biological process: canonical NF-kappaB signal transduction; immune response. Bases 18 to 680 code for a protein of 220 amino acids. The transcript has 4 exons. The record is from RefSeq and is a predicted model, not a curated record.
GUUCGCGCUCCUCAUGAAUGGGCGGGAAAAGCAUGGCGGCUGCGGAUGUGGUAGAGGUGGUGGGCGUGGGGGAGGUGGAGGUGCGCCCACAGCUGGCUUCAUUAACACUUGUGCUUUCGGCGCAGAAGAACAGCCUGGAACUAUGUCGAGCUUCUGUGGACAAACGACGGCCCUACGUUUAUCAGACGCUCUACAACAACAAGGCCGAGGCGGAAGGCGUGACAGAAGAGGAAGAGGUGCAGACAGGCGAGAAUGGCGAGGUCCUGCUUGCGGUGUUUGUGACAGCCAUCUUGCCCGCCGAGGUGGCACGACCCGCUGCCAACACGCUCGCGGAAAAGCUUGCCUCGACUGUAAACGUUCAGAAGCUAGUCUACCGGCACUCCUCCACUUCCCUGUCGGAGGCCAGGGUGAAGGCAGGGCGGCGGGCGGCAGAGGAGGCGAGGCAGAGGGCGGCAGACAUGGCAGCUGCAGUUGGAGGGAUGCUCGGCCCCUGUCUCACGGUGGUCGAAGACAAAUGCACUCACCUUGCCACCACCCAUGACAGGAGCGAGUCAUGGAUGGUUGACACAGGGCUUAAGCACCAGGAAACACAUGCUCUUACUCCAAUCAUUAUCCAGAGUACCGUGAGAGUCAAGUUCUCGCUACUAUCCUACGGGGUUCCAAAGUCAAAGAAAAGCUAAUGGUAAAGUUUUGAUAGGAUUCCUAGCAAUAAACAUGUCACCUUAUAAUUCAAUUUAUAGUAUUUUUUGCAAGAUUUUAGCUUUACCGGCAUGGCACUUGUUUGUGCUAGGAGAUGCUUCCAUAUCUCAAAAAAAUAGGACAGAAAGACAAAAAGGGCUUUGGUAAUUAUGAAUGGAUACAGUUUGCAUUAUAGAGAUGAGUUUGUGAAAUAUAUAAUGAUUUCAAAAAAAUAAAUAACUUGUGAAAAGGUAAUAAAAGA